Molecule: messenger RNA, 903 nt
Organism: Eimeria acervulina
Lineage: Eukaryota; Apicomplexa; Conoidasida; Eucoccidiorida; Eimeriidae
Exons: 3
Coding region: 1-903 (300 amino acids)
Source: RefSeq, a predicted model, not a curated record
AUGCACAACAUCAUCAGUUCAAGUGACGACGGCGGCGCAGCUCAGGCGGCAGACUGCGGCUGCCGAAGCACAAAGGAGCUGCAUGCAGCAGAUUCAACACUUACAGAAUCUAACUGCAGCAGCAGCAAGCCAUGCAAGGUAUCUUCCACAGCAGCAUCAGCAGCAGCAACUGCAGCAGAAGACGACAGGGCCCCUGCUGCUGCACUGGGCCCCCACGAGUCUGGAAUAGGCAAGCGCGCUGCCUGCUUGGAUGGCGCAUCUACAGCUCCUGCAGCAGCAGCAGCAGCAGCAGCAGUGAGAGCUGCCCCAGUGCAUGCAGCUACUCAGGCUUGCUUGGAGCCUUCUAUUGGCAGUAAUUCAGCUGAAGGUUCUUCUGUAGGUAUGCAACUCACACACAUGAUGCCUCCGGAGUCCAAAGGCGACGCAACAGCAGCAGCAACAGCAGCAGCAGCAGCAACAGCAGCAGCAACGGCAGGAGGAGGUGCAGCAACAGCAUCAGGGGGUGUUCAUGAUGUACAUAUUCGUUCUUUUCCUUCUCGUCAAGAUACUCGUCGAGGAGAGAAGAUGGGAGCUAAUUGCCUUGGCGGCGGCGAGCGACAGUUUGUCUCUCGAGGUGUACAGACAGCUUGGCCUUCUGUAGCGCAGCUGUCUGUACACUGCAACCGCCAGCCCCCUCUUCGCGAAUUCGCUCAUUUGCCGCCUUUUCAGCGAUUUGUUAUUCCUAAAGACAGCUUCACAGAUCAGUGCGGAAGAGGGAAGCUUAUAGGAGAUAAUUCAUCCGGCUGUUCUUCGCGUUGGUAUUCAAAUGGGGCAGAAAAAGAUAUGCGGGACGAAUGCAAGAACAGCUGCAAUGCUAAAGGCGUUUCAGCGUUUUAUAGAAGAUUAUUCUCCGGCUCCGUAUGA